AUAAACCAUUACUAAUUAAAAGGAAACUUACGCUAAAGUGUAAACACAUUCACAUUAAAUAGAAUUGUUCAUAACCAGAUUUUGUGUUUUAAAAGCCCCAGACAGAUAGCAAUUUAUCGUCAUAAUCAUCUUUAGCCCUAAUUUGCAUAUCAUGAAACCCUAGAACAAUAGUUUAAUGGCUUCGUCUUCUUCUUCAAGAAAGUGCCCCAACACAAACCCAGACAGAUUCAAUUCUCUUCCAGACCAUAUUGCUUGCCAUAUAAUUUCUUUUCUUCCCACAAUUGAUUUCCUUAAGCUCUACAUAACAUCCAAAACAUGCAGAGAAUUAUGCCUCUCCGCUCCCUCCUUAACCUUCGAUGCAUCACCGAUUGUACAUAUGUGGAGAAGCAACCGAGAUUCUCCAUUGUCUCAUAUCGGAAACCAGUUGACAAAGUUUCUUGCUCAACGUGGUCAAAGAAAGAUUGAAUCUUUUUGUAUUCGUUGGUUUUUAGAAACCCAGCAAUUUCAUUCAGAUUUGCCUAUUAGUUGGUUGACGUAUGCUGUAAUGUCUGGUGUCAAAGACCUUAAAACUGUAUUCAUUCCAACCUCAAAAACAAACGACUUUUACCUGCCACAUUUUCUUUAUCAUUGCGAGUCAUUAAGGUCUCUAGCUCUAGGGUGUACGUUUUUUCGAGUCCGCUGGUUGUUUCCCUCUUCAAUUCCGUUUCUCAAUCUGGAAUUCUUGACAUUAGACAGUUUGUGUGUUGAAGGUAGGUCUUUUUGUGAAUGGAUUUCAUCUUGGCAAAGAAUUAGGGUAAUAGAACUUUUUGAAGUUGAUGGGUUAGAAGAUAUUGACAUCAAGAGCUCAGUUUUGGAACGUUUGGUAAUUGUUAAUCCUUCUUCAUUUAAAAAUCUGUGUAUUUCAUGUGAAAGACUCCAAAGUUUACAUUUUAAAGCCACACUUCCUUCAUUUAAGGCCAAAGGCAGAUCAUUGAAAAUUAUUUCUACUCCUAAUCUAAAAUAUUUCACUUGGGUUGGGAAUUUGGUCGAUCAUAUUGUUUUGAAAAAUUUAGUGCAUUUGGAACUUGUUCAGUUGUCCCUUGUCUCCAAUGAACAUAACUUCCAUAUUUUGUGCAACAAACUUCUUUCUGGUAUAACCAGGACCAAAGAGCUACAUCUACAAGGCUAUUUUACCAAGGAUCUUGUCAGACAGGAUCUGAUAAGUAGUCCUUUGUUUGAUACAACUAAAUUAUGUAUCAAGGUCCAUUCUUUAGGACAUGACUUCUUCCCUCCAGCAAUAAUAUCCCUUCUUCGAAGAAUGAAGAAUUUGAAGACUUUGUGGAUACUAUCUGGUUUAGAUUCAGUUGCUGAAUUCUCGCCAACGCCAGAAGAAGACUCGUUUGAUGUGGGAUAUUGGAAACGUCAAUGUCAAGACUUAUCAUUUGUUCAAGAACUGGAGAAAGUGGAGAUAGAGAUCUUUAAUGGUGAAAGGGAAUUAGAGCUGGCAAAAUAUUUGCUCCAGUAUGCCAAAAACUUGAAGGAGAUGGUUAUUUUUAACUCAUCUCCUUUGGCAUCCUGCAUAAGAAAGAAAAUUAAUGAAUUAGCUUGCAGUAGUGAUAUAGUUGUUCUUAAGAUAAAUUGACUUGAAAUCAGCAAUUUGAGACACAAUAAUGGAUUGUUUCAUAUAUAUUAUUUGUAUUCAUGUCUAUUUUACUCUCUAA
Molecule: messenger RNA, 1700 nt
Organism: Jatropha curcas
Lineage: Eukaryota; Viridiplantae; Streptophyta; Magnoliopsida; Malpighiales; Euphorbiaceae
Product: F-box/LRR-repeat protein At3g58900
Molecular function (GO): protein binding
Source: RefSeq, a predicted model, not a curated record